UCCUUAGUAUGAGGCGGCAGCCAGCCUUUCCACUGAGCGGUCUUGUUUUCUGCAUGUCUGUGGGUAAAUAAGAAUCAGGAUGGGCUUUUCUGUCAAAGGCUUUCCUAUGGAUGGGAAUGGAGACUGGCCCUCCAAAAAAAUUAGGAAACACAGAAGUCGGUCACCUUUUCGUGAUGUUUCACCUGUACCAUCGCAUUUCUCAGAACCCGCCUCAUGCUUGCAACACAGGGAUGUUAUUGCCAGCCUUCCCUGUCUCCCUGGUGUAAAGGGGCCACUCAGGGAUGAAGAUGACGAUGACGAUGUUCGGAGUCACAAGAGCUUGCCAGCGGUAAUGACAGGAUUAACCCUCCAACCCAGAGAAAAGAGGUCAUACAGACAAUCUAAGAAUCACAUCACAUCCGGUUUACCCCCUCUCAUAAGCGCCAGGUGCAGUUUGAUUGUGAGAGGCACUGGAUGCAAAACUGUCCCCAAACUCCCACCAAUCACUAAAUCCAGGAAUACUUGGAAGGAAACAGACCCCCCAAGACCACCUUGUAGGUCUGGAUGCAGGCCGGACAAAAUGGAAUUCAGUUCAGCUAAACCUAUUCAUACAAAAAUUGUACCUGUCGGGCAGACGUCUCUCUCUGUCAAGGUGCACAGUGUUCAAGGAAAUGGGCCCUGCUUGCUUCCUGCCAAAGCCUCUGGAGUGUCCCCGAGAUCUCGACUCACUUUCCAAAGUCCUGUAGUGCAGGCAGUGUACCCUAUCAGUCCUGACACCAUGCAACAGAUGAGGCAGACUGACAGAGCGUGCCAGCCCCUGAGGUCUGUGAUGAAAAAAGCACCAAACAGAGGAGUAUUUCACUGCCCACUGGCGGCCCACAUGCUGGAGCCAUUUUCUGGGUUCCAGGAGCAUCUGUGCCGCCAGAUCCUACACUCUCCACUGCCUUAUCGUGCAGCUCUGCCACAGGUCCACAUUCCUUGUCACCAGGACCAGGUAGAUCUGUUACCUGCACACAGGGGCCCAUACGGUUCCCUGAGGGAACGCACUGUGGAGCUGUGCAACUCUCAAGGACAGAAACUUCCCAAAAUCACCAUGACUUGCCCGACACCUUCUCCAAAAUACCUGUGCCGCACAGAAUUUCAGAUGCAGCUUGAAGGAUGAACCAAGAUGGCUGCAGAGUAAACUGACAUGCUUAAAGGGACUUUAGUGCUGCUCAGUGCAGUUCAAAGUUAAUAUUGCUCUGUGCACAAAGGAUUACAAAAAGAUCACCAAAGUUCACCAAGAUCACCAAUUCUUGUUCACGUUAAGAGACAAUAAAGCCAAAACAGAUGCCUGUGCAAUCUCUUGGCACUUUUCCUGAUUGCUCAGCGAUGAUUGGACUCAUGGUCAUAAUGCUCUCCUGUGCACAGCUCAAGUUAUUGCUGUAUAACCAAUCAUCUUUCAUCUGGUUGCCAUGGAAGCCCUAAGGAUCAUUAAACCGUCGAACUGGACCCUGGGGGCUGCACUGUUCUACAGGUACAGGAAGUGCCUCAGAGGAGCUUUAUAAAGUCAUGCCAUACAAUUUCCUGGGUGUUAGGAUCCCCAGGUGUAGGAAUCAUAAGUCUGUCUUACUGAGGAAUGUAAUAAUUUUUCUUUCCCCCAC
Sinocyclocheilus anshuiensis is the source of this 1622-nucleotide messenger RNA. RefSeq lists its product as uncharacterized. The transcript has 6 exons. Lineage: Eukaryota; Metazoa; Chordata; Actinopteri; Cypriniformes; Cyprinidae. Bases 80 to 1141 code for a protein of 353 amino acids. The record is from RefSeq and is a predicted model, not a curated record.